Molecule: messenger RNA, 2454 nt
Organism: Oppia nitens
Lineage: Eukaryota; Metazoa; Arthropoda; Arachnida; Sarcoptiformes; Oppiidae
Exons: 1
Coding region: 1-2454 (817 amino acids)
Source: RefSeq, a predicted model, not a curated record
AUGACAACUGAAGAAGAACUGACAACAAGUAGUGAAUUUGAGACAGAAGUGGUAAAUGAAGAAGAAAUAACAACAAUUGAUGAAUUGAUGACAGAUGCGGUAACUGUCGAAGAAAUAACAAGUAGUAAAAUUCCGACAGAAGUGGUAACUGAAAAAGAAAUAACAAGCAGUGAAUUGCCAUCAGAAGUGGAAACUGAAGAAGAAAUAACAACAAGCAGUGAAUUGUCGAUAGAAGUCGUAAAUCAAGAGAUAUCUACAAGCAGUGAAAAAUCGACAGAAGUGGUAACUCAAGAAGAAAUGACAACAAGUCGUGAAUUGACGACAGAUUUGGUAACUGAAGAAAAAAUAACAACAAUUGAUGAAUUGAUGACAGAUGCGGUAACUGACGAAGAAAUAACAAGUAGUAAAAUUCCGACAGAAGUGGUAACUGAAGAAGAACUGACAACAUUUAAUGAAUUGCUGACAGAAUUGGCAAAUGAAGAAGAAAUAACAAGCAAUGAAUUGUCGACAGAAGUGGUCACUGAAGAAGAACUGACAAGUAGUGAAUUACCCCUAGAAGAAGUAAAUCAAGAGAUAUUUACGAGUAGUAAAGUUCCCACAGAAGUGUUAACUGACGAAGAAAUAGCAACAAGUAAUGAAUUGUUCACACAUGCGGUCACUGAAGAAGAACUGAUAACAAACAGUGAAUUACCGAUAGAAGUUGAAACUGAAGAACAAUUGAUAAGCAGUGAAAUGUCAACAGAAUUAAACAAUGAAAAAGUAAUAGAAUUGAUAUCUCAAGAAAUACCUAUAGAAGUGGUUAACAAACCAAAUAAAAAUAGAAUAAAUAGUAGUAAUUCUGACGAUUUUACAGAAUCUUUCGAUGAAUUAAUAGAAGAAAUAAGUGAAUCACAAACUCUAGAAUCUUCACAAUUUGCAGAAAACCAAAAUGAAGAACAAAUAAAUAAUAAUAAUUCUGAUGAAAAUCAAUUAUCUCUUGAAAAUAAUGAACACAAUUCUGAACAAAGUUCUGAUGAAAUUAACAACAAUUCCGAAGAACAUAACGAAGAAAAUAAUGAUAAUGAAAAUAAUGAACAAAAUUCAGACACAAAUAUUUCUGAACACAUUUCAGAUGAAAACAUUAGUGAAACAAUUUCUGGUGAUAAUAAUGAACAAAAUAAUGUGGAAAUUAAUGUCGUUAAUGAAGAUAAUGGCGAUAAUAAUAACAAUAAUGAAAACAAUUUAAACGAAAAUAGCGAACAAAAUAUUAGUGAUAUUAUUGAAGAAAAUGAAGAAAAAUUAGAAGAAAUAGAAGAAAUAAUCACCGAAAACAAUGAACAACUAAAUGAAGAAAAUGAAUCAAAUCCGGAGGAAAAUGCAGAAAAUGUCGAAACAAAUGUUGAAUCUCAAGAAAAUAACUCUAAUAUUUUGCAAAACGAUGGAUCAGAUGAUAAUAAUAAUGUACUCAAUGAUGAACAAUACAAUAAUAUUGAUGUUAUAAUCAAUUCUGAUGAAACCAAUUGGAUUGAACAAACCAAUGACCAGAACAUAGAUCAGACAAAUGAUCAGACAAGUGAUCAAACAAAUGAUCAAACUAGUGAUCAAACCAAUGAUCAAACAAGUGAUCAAACAAGUGAUCAGAUCAAUGAUCAAGCCAUUGAUCAGACUAGUGACCAGAUCAGUGACCAGACAAAUGAUCAGACAAGUGAUCAAACAAGUGAUCAAACAAGUGAUCAAACAAAUGAUCAAACAAGUGAUCAAACAAGUGAUCAGAUCAAUGAUCAAGCCAUUGAUCAGACUAGUGACCAGAUCAGUGACCAGACAAAUGAUCAGACAAGUGAUCAAACAAGUGAUCAAACAAGUGAUCAAACAAAUGAUCAAACGAGUGAUCAAACAAGUGAUCAGAUCAAUGAUCAAACCAUUGAUCAAACUAGUGAGCAAAUCAAUGAUCAAACAAAUGAAGAUAAUAGCGAUGAAAAUAACAAUAAUGAAAAUAAUUUAAACGAAAAUAGCGAACAAAAUAUUAGUGAAAUUAUUGAAGAAAAUGAAGAAAAAUUAGAAGAAAUAGAAGAAAUAAUCACCGAAAACAAUGAACAACUAAAUGAAGAAAAUGAAUCAAAUCCGGAGGAAAAUGCAGAAAAUACUGAUACAAAUGCCGAGUCUCAGGAAAACAAUUCUAAUAUUUUACCAAAUGAUGGUUCAGAUGAUAAUAAUAAUGUACACAAUGAUGAACAAUACAAUAAUCUUGAAGAUACAAACAAUUCCAAUGAAACUAAUGACCAGACAAGUGAUCAGACCAUUGACCAGACAAGUGAUCAGACCAUUGACCAGACAAGUGAUCAGACCAUUGACCAGACCAACACUGAUGAAGAUUUUUCUAAUGAAGAGAAGAUAGACAAUGAAAUUCUCACAGAAGUAUUAACUGAAGAUGCAAUCACUACAAGCAGUGAAUUGUCGCCAGAAGUUGUCACUUAA